Messenger RNA from Daucus carota subsp. sativus, 1218 nucleotides. RefSeq names its product peroxidase 27. NCBI's taxonomy places the organism in Eukaryota, Viridiplantae, Streptophyta, Magnoliopsida, Apiales, Apiaceae. The record is from RefSeq and is a predicted model, not a curated record. Gene Ontology annotation, cellular component: plasmodesma; plant-type cell wall. Gene Ontology annotation, molecular function: peroxidase activity; heme binding. Bases 39 to 1028 code for a protein of 329 amino acids. Gene Ontology annotation, biological process: response to oxidative stress; hydrogen peroxide catabolic process. The transcript has 4 exons.
UACAAAUUAUUUCUUAUCAAGAAAACAAAAUUACUGAAAUGCAAAUGACUAGUUCUAAAUUUUUGGUAGUUAUGUUGUGUCAAUUGAUUGUGUUGCCUUUUUUGUUUUGCCUUGCGGAAGGACAGGGUUUGAAAGUCGGAUUUUACGACAAAACAUGUCCUAAUGCCGAGGCCAUAGUUAAGGAAACGAUGGACCGAGUUAUGGCUGUGGCUCCUUCUCUUGGUGCCCCUCUAUUAAGACUGCAUUUUCAUGAUUGUUUUGUUAGGGGCUGUGAGGGUUCAGUGCUGUUGAACUCGACGAGGAAUAACCAAGCUGAAAAGGAUGCAUUUCCAAAUCUCAGUCUCAGAGGAUUUCAAGUCAUUGAUAGAGCUAAGUUGGCUGUCGAGAAAGCAUGUCCUGGAGUAGUUUCUUGUGCUGAUAUAGUCGCCCUGGCAGCUCGAGACGCUACUGUCGCUUUGAAAGGACCAUACUGGCAAGUGGAAACAGGGCGAAGAGACGGAAGAGUGUCGAUGAUAGAUGAAGCUCUAGUGAACUUGCCUUCUUCAUUGGACAACAUAACUACAUUGCUGCAGCGUUGGCAUCAGAAAGGUUUAAGUAGAAAAGACCUUGUUGUGUUAUCAGGGGGCCAUACGAUUGGAACUUCACACUGCAAUGCAUUCACUAAUCGUCUGUACAAUUUCACUGGCAAGGGCGACACAGAUCCAAGUUUGGAUUCUAACUACAUAGUUAAGUUGCAGGAGAAAUGUAAAGCCGAUGAUCAGACCACAUUAGUAGAGAUGGAUCCGGGAAGUUUUAAGACAUUUGAUAAACAUUAUUAUACCCUGGUUUCGAAGAGAAGGGGACUAUUUCAGUCUGAUAGUGCCCUACUUGAUGAUCCUAACACAAGGACUUAUGUCAACCAUCAAGUUCAUCACCUCAAAUCAAAUUUCUUCGAGGAUUUUGGUGUUUCCAUGGUAAGAAUGGGAAGGGUUCAAGUUCUGACAGGAAAUGCCGGUGAAAUACGGAAAGUCUGCUCAAUGGUUAAUUAACAGACAGUGCAUUCUUUCUCCGUGUGCUGUGUGUGUUUGUAUGAGAGAUAGAAAAGGAGAUUGUUUUUUAAUAUUUCUACGCUCCCUGGGGAUUUAAGAUUGUUCUCUUCUACUUUCAGAUAUAAUAAAGUUGUUCUUGGUUUCUUUAAUAGCCAAAACUUUUAUGUUGGUUUGUUUUUCCCUGCAAAUG